Molecule: messenger RNA, 1221 nt
Organism: Camellia sinensis
Lineage: Eukaryota; Viridiplantae; Streptophyta; Magnoliopsida; Ericales; Theaceae
Source: RefSeq, a predicted model, not a curated record
AUGGAUCAAGAUGGAUAUCCUAUCUAUCGUCGUCGCAAUAAUGGUCAAGCUCAUAUUGUGAGGGGGAAAGAAGUUGAUAACAGAGACAUCAUACCAUACAAUGUAUAUCUUUCUAAACGUUUCAACUGUCACAUAAAUGUGGAAGCAGAUGUAGAAAUUAUUAUUGAUCGCCUCAACAAUGAUCAACGAAUAGCUUAUGAUGCAAUCGCUUCCUCGGUCUUUGAAAAUAAAAGAACUAUUUUCUUUUUGAAUGGAGGUGCCGGAACAGGAAAAACGUUUUUGUACAAUGCGAUUGCAUUAAAGUGUCACAACGUUGGCCAUAUUGUUAUUACUGUGGCUUCAUUUGGAAUUGCAUCAUUGUUAUUGGUAGGAGUUUGUACUGCUCAUUCAACAUUUUCCAUUCCGUUGGAUGUAUUGGAAAAUUCAAUUUGUGGAUUUAGCAAGCAAUCAUUACAAGCAGAAUUGUUUAGAGAAACAAAACUUAUAAUCUGGGAUGAAGUUCCUAUGCAGCAUAGACAUUGUGUUAAGGCAGUUGAUCGCACACUUCGAGACACUUGUGAUAGUGAAAAGCCAUUUGGGAUUGGGACCAAUCCUCAGGAAAUUGUUAAACUUCCAUCAACAAUACAUAAAUGCCAAGAUCUAAAAGACAUAAUCUUAGUAGUUUAUCCGCAACUGGAUGUGGCAAUGACAUCGACUGCAACAUUUUUAACUGAACGUACAAUUCUUUCUGCACGGAAUGAUGAUGUCAGUGCUAUCAAUACUACAACAUUGAAUAUUUUUCCCGACAACACACAUACUUAUUUGGCAGCAGACAAGAUGUCUGAAGAUGAUGAAAUUGAUCAUGGACUGUGCAAUGGCACAAGAUUGAUGGUUUCUAGAUGCAAUACUCGCAUAAUUGAAGCUCAAAUUUUAACUGGAGAAAAAUGUGGCAAUUUGGUAUUCAUACCAAGGAUAUCCUUGACACCGCCUUCUUCAGAAAUGCCUUUCCUAAUGAGAAGACAUCAAUUUCCAGUUCGAUUAGCAUAUGCCCUAACCAUUAAUAAAUCUCAAGGGCAAUCUGUGAAAUUUGUUGGUGUUGAUUUGCGCACACCAGUGUUUAGUAAUGGGCAAUUGUAUGUGGCCCUAUCUAGAUGCACAUCCUUUGAUCGUAUAAGUGUCCUCCUUCCUAAUGAUAAGCCAGAUUCCACUACAAACAUUGUUUAUCCUGAAAUUUUGUUAUAG